UCCAACAAGUGGGACAGGGGAUUGUAGGUGUAUUGCUUGAUUGUUCUACCCCUGUUCCCACUCUCCCUACCCCCCGUGUUCUGUGAUUACCGGGACUUCUCAAGUACCGCAUCGGUUCAGACUGAUGCCGACGGAACAGGACACCGGGGCACUGCCACGACGCAGUGCCAGAAUCGCAGUUCGUGCCCACCCUGCAGUACCUCCAAGACCGAAGAAACUCGGCAGGCGGACGACUCCAGCAGCAUCAAGUACGGCAUUGACGGUACAAGACGCCACCGGAGAUCAUCCCGCAUACCCAGUCCGAGGAGCCAAUAAGCCAGCGGCUGAUUAUCGUGGGCGGCUACUGGCAUUUACGGAAGCCGUAGCUGCCGUCGAGGCCCGGAAGGAGACAGCAGAGGCAGAAYGUCAGAGGCUAGCCAAUGAAGCGGCAGCCGAAGCUCAGCGAACGACUGAGACUGACGCAGAGAAACGAGACAGACGGAAUGCCAGCAGCACGGAGUCCUUGAUUGCUUGUGAGCAUCAGUGGACGACGAUACUCCAAGGCAUGAUCUUUGUGCCUACGGAAAYGCRGGCAGACCCGACACCGGCGGAGGCAGAGAGAASUAACCUGGCUAACUUGCYGYUGGGCAUGAUGAGAGGUAUUAUGUGGAAUAAUACACUGCUGCAUUCACAUCUGCGCACGGACGCGACGCAGCGACAAACAUACAAGAACGAUAUGACUGCGUUAACAACUGCUAUCCGCACAGAGGCAACGCUGCAGCAGCAACAACAUCAUCUGUUGAAUUCCACUAUCACACGCGUCAACAGCAUAGAGGCUAACGCCUCAGCAGCGCCAGGCUGCACGACAGACAUGACGAAGCAAUUCAACGAGCGCAUCGAUCACGUCGUCACCAUCAUCGGCAACAUAAGUACUUUCAACGGACCAGACUCGAUCAGCAGCACGGUGGCCGCCAUCAAGACGGACAUCACCAAGCUACAGACGAGACCGGAAGCCGCUACAAAGACGUUCAAGAUGCCGCACUUCGACAUCAGCAAGUUCGACGAUUACAAUAAGUCGGACGCCUUGCCAUGGUGGCAACGCUUCCUCACGGAAGCAUCAUGCCGCAUGUUCCCGGCAGACGACAUGUUGAAGGCACUAUAUCUGCAGCUGAUUGGAGGAGCGCAGAGAUGGAUGAACCACCUAGCGGCUACACACAAGUGCACUAUCGCCGAACUCCACACGCACAUUACGUGGAAGGAGUUCGAGCAGCUAUGGUUAACCAGAUUCAUGGUCCGCAAUGUCGUGAAGAUGGCCAUGAACGAGGUCUACACAUGCUCUCAAGGGAACAUGCCAACGCGAGACUGGGCAUCAAAAUGGCAGAAGAUAGUGACCACGCCAGGCUUCGACUUGACGUGGUACCAGAUUGAAAUCCAGCCUCAAGACCGGUACAAGACCGCGUUCAAGAUGCGGUAUGGGCAUUUUGAGUGGGUUGUCAUGCCAUUUGGCCUCACCAAUGCCCCCGCUACGUUUCAAGCAGCAAUGACGACUGAGUUUCGMGACUUGCUCGAUCGCAGCGUCCUCAUCUACCUUGAUGAUAUCUUGGUUUAUAGUAGGACGUUGGACGAGCAUAUCAUACACCUUCGCGUUGUCUUGAAUCGUUUGCGACUAGCCAAGUACAAAACGAAUCUCGACAAAUGCGAAUUCGCCAAGCAAGAGUUUGAGUACUUGGGCCAUUUUGUCACGCCGAAAGGCAUUCGUCCCUUARCGGACAAGAUCCAAGCCAUCGUGGACUGGCCGGAACCCCGUUGCACGAYGGAUGUACGCUCUUUCAUGGGAUUGGCUGGAUAUUAUCAGCGUUUCGUCGAGUCAUACUCGAAAGUGGCCGCUCCUUUGUCGAGACUUCAGUCCCCGAAGGUGCCCUUCGAGUUCGACGACGUAGCCCGUGGCGCGUUCACUACGUUGAAGGCCGCGAUGCAAGCCGCACCUGCCCUCCGUAUAUAUGACCCCACCCUACCCACCCAAGUGACUACGGACGCUUCGGGAUACGGUAUUGGKGCGGUGUUGGAACAGUGUCACGAGGACGGUUGGCAUCCGGUUGAGUACUUCUCCCAGAAGGUGCCUCUCGUCAACACUCUUGAUGACGCUAGGAAGAAAGAGCUACUCGAUUUCGUCACCGUCCUCAAAUGUGUGAGGGACCUGCCGGGAUGGAGACGGAGGGUUGAGGAAGGAGGACAUGGAGAUGGAGCUGGAAGGGACGGUGCAGCUCCGGCGCAGACUCAACACGCGCGUACUCCAAAACGUGCGGAAUGAAGAAUGAAUCGAAAACAGACAA
Messenger RNA from Chara braunii, 2312 nucleotides. The record is from the annotation of a GenBank genome assembly. NCBI's taxonomy places the organism in Eukaryota, Viridiplantae, Streptophyta, Charophyceae, Charales, Characeae.